AUGGGUACAUUGAUCAAGAUGCCAUCUUUACCAAAGAUAUCAAAGAACACACUAAAGAAAUGUUUGGUGAUGUUCUUGAUUGCCAAUCUAGGCUAUGGUUUACAACUUGCCUACUCAACACCUGUUGCACUCUCCAGGUCAUAUUACGAUAUAUUACAUAUUAGCGAUGUUCAGUAUGGAUAUCUGUUCUCGAUAUAUUCACUACCUAAUCUGUUUAUGAUUAUACUUGGAGGAGUACUCAUUGAUAUUAUGGGUACAGGAUUCGUAAGCGUUAUAUUUUGUGGAGUUUCCAUGUUGUCAUCAGUGCUCACUGCACUGGUAUUGCCAAACUAUGGCGGUAUAUUGGCAGGACGUUUCCUUCUUGGAAUGGGUGGCGAGACCCUAUUGGCAUGUGCCUCUACAAUGAUUCCAUUAUUCUACGCACCUAGCGAGGUGCCAAUAUGUGUUGGAUUCUUAGCAUGUUGGUUCUAUUGGGGCAAUUUAACUGCAUUGUUGUUAUUGCCAGUGAUCGAGUCCAGCUUUGGAUUCAAGAUAGCCAUCUGGUUCGUGGCCAUUGUAUUCAUUGUUGAGUUCGGUUUGAACUUAUUAUUAGUAAAGUAUAGAGAGAAGUUAAGAUGGACAGAUCAAAUAGAUAGGACAUCUAGUAUGGUAGCAUUGACAAAGAUUAAUAGUGUCAACUCUAUGAAUACUGAGGAGAAGGAUGUGGAUGAGGGAUCACCGGCAAUAUCAGUGAUCAGUGCUGAAGAGAUGACUGGACAUACACCAGAGCCAACAUCAAAGGUGGGCGAGUUCUUGACAAAGUUGAUGGAGGUCAAGGACAUGGCAACAAAGUUAAACAAGAGAUUCUGGUUGCUAAGUGUCAUCUGUUUCAUAUCAUACUACUGCAUGUUUGGUUUGGCCAUCAUUGGAACGGACCUGCUCGAGUUCAAAUUUGGCUUUGACGAGACUACGGCCGCCCGAAUCAUGUCCGCCGAGGCCAUCAUCAAUGGAUUCGUUCCGAUGCUCACGGGCUACUUCAUCCAGCGCGUGCGCGGCAGGAAGAUCCAGGUGAUGAUGUUUGCCUGCACUCUGCUGGGCAUUGGAAUCACGCUACUUAAUGUCACCGAUGUGUUCCCAUUGCCAUGGAUCAUCAUCAUUGGACUGGGCUUCGCCCUGCUCAACACCACUCUUAUGUCGUGUGUGCCACUGUUAGUGGACAUCUCAAUCGUGGGCACAGCCUACGGUAUCAUCUGUACCAGCUACAACCUGAACAUCUUCCUGUUCCCACCCCUGCUUGGAUUGAUCAAGCGUCGAACCAACAGUUAUACUCUUCCUUUGUGGUUCCUAGUACUCUGCGCAGUGCUCUCCUUUGUGUUAUUGAUCAUUCUCAAGUAUAUGGAUAUGCAAGAGCCUCUUAGCAAGUCAUUGGAUUCGCCAUACUCUACGGCUGGCAUGGAUAAUCCAGCCGAGCAACUUGUGGACGAACCUGCUACCAAAGAGGAGAAUGAGAAUGAGCCCAACCUUGAUGACGAAGAGUUACUCGACUCGAGACACAACCAUGAAUCAUCAAUAAACGAUGCCAUAUUGCACUAG
Acytostelium subglobosum LB1 is the source of this 1572-nucleotide messenger RNA. RefSeq lists its product as hypothetical. Lineage: Eukaryota; Evosea; Eumycetozoa; Acytosteliales; Acytosteliaceae. The transcript is spliced from 5 exons. The record is from RefSeq and is a predicted model, not a curated record. Gene Ontology annotation, molecular function: transmembrane transporter activity. Bases 1 to 1572 code for a protein of 523 amino acids. Gene Ontology annotation, biological process: transmembrane transport.